Molecule: messenger RNA, 1489 nt
Organism: Mytilus trossulus (common blue mussel)
Lineage: Eukaryota; Metazoa; Mollusca; Bivalvia; Mytilida; Mytilidae
Product: carboxypeptidase B-like
Exons: 12
Coding region: 1-1197 (398 amino acids)
Biological process (GO): proteolysis
Molecular function (GO): metallocarboxypeptidase activity; zinc ion binding
Source: RefSeq, a predicted model, not a curated record
AUGGGUGCUAGAAAAACCAGCAGAAUGAGGUUAAUUCUAACUACGUUGUUGUUAGUAUUGGCUUUUGUAGAUGGAGUGCCAGUGAAGAAGAGAAGAUUCGAUGGCAAUCAAGUUUUCCGUAUGUUUCCGAAAAGUCACGAAGAAGUAAAGAAAAUAUUGCAUCUCGCAAAAAAAUAUGACGCAGAUAUUUGGAAGCUUCCGAGAUCAGCAAAUAGCAACAUGGACGUACAUGUGGAUGCAAAACAUUUAGACCAAUACUCAUCCGAUUUGGAGUCAAUAGGAACUGAUUACACAAAAUGGAUCGAUGAUGUUCAAAAGCUAAUCGAUAGAGAGAAUAAACCCGUUUCUCAACGAAGACAAUUAGAAGAUUUCGACUUGGCUCAGUAUCAUUCAAUUUCUGAGAUUUCACAAUAUUUGAAAGAGGUAGCUGCAGCUUCGACUCGUGCACAACUUCACACAGCUGAAUGGUGGAUAUCUCCUGCAGUUGUUCUAUACUUAAUUAAUCAGUUAGCUUUGAACCCAAGCAACAAUCCUGCCAUAGACAGUAUUUUUGAGAAGUUUGACUGGUACCUUCUACCUGUAGUUAACCCAGACGGUUAUGAAUAUUCAAGGACAACCGAAAGGUAUUGGAGAAAGAACAGACAAACAUCAUCCCCUGGUUCCUGCAUUGGCGUAGACUUAAACAGAAACUUUGGAUUUAAGUGGAACCCAGCGAUUGAUGGAAGUACUGAUACUUGUUCGGAGGUUUAUGCAGGUACCAAAGCAUUAACUGCACCAGAAACAGCAGCUGUAGGAAAACUGAUGCGUGAUAUUCAUUGCCACACGAUAGCAUACCUCGACAUUCAUGCUUAUGGACAAAUGUGGUUAUGGCCAUGGGGAUAUACUGCUGAUGAUUUGCCAUCUGAUCUCGAAGAUUUGAAACACUAUGCUAAAGUAGGAGCAAAUGCAAUCAGCAACAAAUAUAAUACUCAAUUUAUGAUUGGUGGAGAUGCUACAGACUUAUACCCAGCUGCUGGAGGUGCAGAUGACUAUGCAAAAGGCGUGGCUGGUAUACAAUAUUCCUACACUGUUGAAUUGAGAGACGAAGGAAAUUACGGAUUUGAGCUUCCGGCCAAUCAAAUAGUGCCCACUGGAGAGGAGAUGUUAGAAGGCAUACUGGCAUUUGCUAAAGAAAUAUUUGUUCGUGAAGGCCUAUAAAUUGUCACAAUCUAACGAAUAAGGUUUUAUUUUUUCAAAUAUGUUUUUACGGUUUAUCUUUGUUUUUUUUUACUUCUGUCAAUUAAAUGAAAAAUAUAAAUCAUCAGUUUUCAAUUAGUGGGGUUUAACAAAAUUAUAAUUCGACGUAUAUUGUCGUUUAGCAUUAGAAAAGGGUACAUGUAAAGAGAUAACAGCACCAAAUAAACUGCACCAAAACCAUGUUAUGAUCCGGUGUCAUUUAUUUUUGAAUGCCUUCUCGUUCCUCAUGACGAGUAAAACCAAGUGAAAAGCG